AUGUUCCUAUGCAUGACCAGACCAGCUUCCAUCAUGAAGAUGCUAGUGUGUGCUCUUAUUGUGCUGCUUCUCUGCAGUGCCUCAGUGCACUCGCUGACAUGCUACACCUGUGUGGAUGGGGACUGCAAGACCCCAAACGAAUGUCCAGCCUCAAGCAAUUUCUGCAAAACAGUUUCAACAGCCACUGUGUUCAGCCGGACAUGUGAGGAGUUCUGUGUUCCGGGAGUGAACAUCCACUGCUGCACUUCUGAUCUUUGUGACUGAUCUCUCAACGUCACCAGUCCUGCUGAUCGACUGUCCUUGAGUCAGGCACUCAUGUUCAUUGUAAUAGCGUAGCAGGAAAAAUAUCAUUGGGUUACUCUAGGUGUAUAAUUUUUCUAAUGACUUUUUUCCAUCUGACUCAACAUGGUUUGCUUUACAUAACAUUACUUAAUAAAGGAAUGUCUAAUAAGCAUGGUUUCUGUCCCAGAUCGGCAUGAUUUGAUUUAUGAAUUGAAUAAAAUCUACUCAGUAAAA
Messenger RNA from Sinocyclocheilus anshuiensis, 516 nucleotides. Its product is annotated as lymphocyte antigen 6D. The record is from RefSeq and is a predicted model, not a curated record. The transcript is spliced from 3 exons. The coding region runs from base 1 to 264 and encodes 87 amino acids. Lineage: Eukaryota; Metazoa; Chordata; Actinopteri; Cypriniformes; Cyprinidae.